Messenger RNA from Coprinopsis cinerea okayama7#130, 2340 nucleotides. Its product is annotated as other/FunK1 protein kinase. Lineage: Eukaryota; Fungi; Basidiomycota; Agaricomycetes; Agaricales; Psathyrellaceae. The record is from RefSeq and is a predicted model, not a curated record. The transcript has 6 exons. The coding region runs from base 1 to 2340 and encodes 779 amino acids.
AUGGGAUAUGAACUCAUUACCUGCCACGCUGAAGAAUUCAUUCAAAGCCACCUACCAAAGGACGGCUUGAGCAAUUUCGACGCAAUUAUGGCAGAACUGCGGGAACAAAAGGUCCUGGAGAUUCGGCCCCUCACCCAGCCCAAAACAGCUGCACCUCGCAGCACUCAUACGUUCAAAGCCUUUAAAGGCCUCUUCCGACCUGGUCACGUCAAACCAACUCGCGUCCUGAAGGCGCUGCAGGCAACAUGGAAUAGCGUGCGCAAGGCGAUGGGGAGGAUCGCUGAGGCAAACAGCAACGAUCACUCAUUCCGCAGUGUCGAUGGGGAAGGUGCCGCCAUCGACACCUGCCUGACUGCAAACAUGGAUACACCCCUGCGGUCGACCGACGUUGUGAUUCCAUUCCGCGUGACCACUGGGAUCGGAGAUAAUGACCAGAACAUUCCCGAUCCCCUCCCAGAUUUCCUGAGUGUGAUAAACGAAGACGCUCGCCGGAGCCACCUAUACGCAAUCACCAUCGAAGAUUCCCAUAUGUCGCUCUGGUAUCUUUCACGGUCUCUGUGCACCAAGUCUACUCCGUUCAGCAUUCUCGAGAACACCAAUCUCGUCGUACAAACCUUUAUAUCCUUGAUGGCAGCCACGGAUGAGGAACUCGGUUAUGAUCCCUUGGUCACGCUACUCCCGGACUUUACCUACGUCUAUGAACUGCCGCCAGAUGAGGGCAGGAAAGGCUCCCUCUACUAUCAGACCGUCGGGCUCGUUUCCGAGUUCCACUCGGAUGAUCCUGUCGGACGCAGCGCGCGGGUUUGGAAGGUGAAGCAGGUGGCCUCCCCCACUGAUCUGAAACGCGUUCCCGGGACUUCCGACAGGAUCCUCAAGGACGUGUCCCUCGAUGCACGAAUGAAACCCGAGGUGGAUACUCAGCGACAGCUCUUCGCUGAUAUCGCCGCAUUCGGGAAGCGUGUUGGCUGGCGUUCUGCGGACGUUCUGAAGGACAUGCGAGAGGAAGAUAUGGAUACGCUCGCGGAUGCCUUGAACGGGGAGAACUUCAAGAGAUAUUUCUCGUGCAUCAUCGCCAGUCACGUCGGCAAGGGCUACUCUUCCCAAGCUUACGCCCAAGGCCCGCCCGAAAGUUGCAGUGACGACCCCAGGCCGACCUUCGUACCAAAGCGUCGGUGCUUCUACCUUUAUGAAUUCAUUUGCACGCCCCUCUACGACAUCCGUACACUUGGAGAAGCAAUCGACAUUCUUAAACAGUGUCUCACAGCAAUGCGACUCAUGUACUGCGCUGGGUGGAUCCACCGAGACAUCAGUGUGGGGAAUAUCCUCGCCAUUCGGUCUGGCCCAGAAGCGCCUUGGGAAAUGAAGUUAUCCGACCUUGAAUUCGCCAGAAAAUUCCAGGACCCAGAGAUUCCGAAGGGAGAGGAGCCAAUCGGGACGCCAUUUUUCAUGGCCUGCGAGUUGCAAACUGGAAUGCCCUUUACUCCCGGUGAUGAUCCCUCGGCAGAAACCGACCACGACAGCGAGCCCGAACUCUCCCCAGAAGAUUUUGAACCAUUCCCACCAAUCCUGCACAACCCCCAGCAUGAUCUCGAAUCAAUAUGGUGGAUCGUCCUCUGGCUCGUCACCGCCAGAACUCGCGCUAGCUCCUCCCGUAAAUGGAGCGAUAUUUUCUUCAAGAACAGCAAGGCACCCGUCUAUGGCAGGACGCGUGCAAUGCUCCUGUCCAGCCUAGAGCCUCUCGACUUUGGCCCCGUCUUUCCGAAGGAUCUUCCAUCGGGUUUGUACGCGAAGCCAUUAAGUUUCAUCCGGUGCCUUGACGUUACAAGGCUUGAUAUCUGGCGCUCAUACAAGUUGCGAUUCAAAGCCAAAGCUCAAGAAGACCCUGGUAGCUAUUCGUGGAUGAUGGGCAAGGGCGCCUCGAAGUUCUUCCGUGCUGUGGAAAGAUCUCGGCAGGCGUGGGCUUCUAUUCCACUGAUCGUCGUAACAGAGCGUGAGGAUAACCGGAAGGUGGUCGGCGAGCCGGUGCAGGUACCUUCGUCACCCAAGAAACGAAAGGCGGAGGAUGAAGUGGUCGUCCCGACCGACGCUAGUAAUCGGCUAGUGCCAACACCAGCGAAUCACGAGCAUGAAGAAAAGCCCCAGCGACCUCGAAAGCGGCUGCGAGUCGCAGCCGUUGAUUCCACUGCUCAGGCUGAGCGCUCACGACCUGUAACGAGGUCGAUGACCAGGGAGCAGCGCAAUGCUGGCCCAACGACGAGGUCCAUGACGCGCCGCCUUCAACAACCUGCUUCAACGCGCUCCCGACAGACGAGGUCUUCGGUUACCCGAACUCAUCGAUAA